Messenger RNA from Volvox carteri f. nagariensis, 1068 nucleotides. RefSeq names its product DNA replication factor C complex subunit 3 (gene rfc3). Gene Ontology annotation, biological process: DNA-templated DNA replication; DNA repair. Gene Ontology annotation, molecular function: ATP hydrolysis activity; DNA binding; DNA clamp loader activity. The transcript has 10 exons. The coding region runs from base 1 to 1068 and encodes 355 amino acids. NCBI's taxonomy places the organism in Eukaryota, Viridiplantae, Chlorophyta, Chlorophyceae, Chlamydomonadales, Volvocaceae. Gene Ontology annotation, cellular component: nucleus; DNA replication factor C complex. The record is from RefSeq and is a predicted model, not a curated record.
AUGCUUUGGGUGGACAAGUAUCGACCACAAACGUUUGACAAAUUCGUCAUACACAAGCAGAUCGCGGACAAUCUUAAGAAAUUGGUAGCAGCGGGAGACUUCCCACACACACUUUUCUAUGGACCUCCUGGCGCGGGCAAGAAGACGCUGGUUAUGGCACUCCUGCGCGCCAUCUACGGCCCUGGCGUGGAAAAGAUCCGAGUGGAGACCAAACCAUGGCAGAUUGAGUUGCCCAGCCGCAAGCUUGAGGUGGAGCUUACGACCAUUUCCUCCAGCUACCAUUUGGAGCUCAAUCCCUCGGAUGUGGGCAACAACGACCGCUACGUGGUGCAGGAGAUUAUCAAAGACAUGGCAAGGAACAGGCCGCUGGGGGUGGAUGGGAACAAGGGCUUUAAGGUCCUGGUGCUCAAUGAGGUGGACCGGCUGAGCAGGGAAGCCCAACAAGGCCUCCGUCGUACCAUGGAGAAGUACUCGUCUGCCUGCCGCAUCGUCAUGGUCUGCAACAACAUCUCAAAGGUGAUGGAGCCGGUGCGGUCCCGGUGCUUGUGUGUACGGGUGGCAGCGCCCACGGACGACCAAAUGAUGGAAGUGCUGGCGGGGGUCGCCAAAAAGGAGAACCUCACGCUGCCGCCCGUGUUCGCAGCGCGACUGGUGGACUACGCGUCGCGGAGUAUGCGUCGCGCUUUGCUGGCUUUGGAGGUCUGCAAGGUGGAACGCUACCCAUUUGGUGACGACCAGGAGCCCAACCGGGCAGACUGGGAGCUGUACAUUGCAGAGGUCGCCAAGAACAUCCUGGAAGAGCAGUCGCCAAAGCAACUCUUCCUGGUUCGUGGCAAGCUGUACGAGCUACUGGCUAGCUGCGUUCCGCCGGAGCUCAUUAUCCGGCAACUGAUGUUGGAGCUGUUGAAGAAUGUGGAUGAUGAGGUCAAGGUUGAGACAGUCCAGCAAGCGGCGAUAUUCGAGCAGCGAUUACAAGAAGGCGCCAAGGCCAUUUUCCAUUUAGAAGCGUUUGUGGCCAAAGUCAUGAGCGUCGUCAAGAACUACAUGGUGUCACGCGGGUUGGCAUGA